AUUAGUAACUUUGGCCAUGUCACCCAUGUGUUGGGUUGCUAUUAUUCCGAACCACAUACUCAGAGUCAGAGUCAGCUGUGAUCACAGCCCUAUACCCAUACCAUACAUAACCAUGUCCAUGUGCUCAUAGAAUUUGACUUUAGUUAAACCGCUGACACGAGUUCAUUUUCUAUAACAACAUGGAUGCCAGUGGUAAAGGACAUAAGCGUAAAGGUAAAUCGAAACAUUUCGAUGUAAACAAGCUUUCUAAAGGGCAAAAACACCAUUUAAAAGAGUAUGGAGAACUUCAUCCAGUUGAUAUUGAAGACGACGAUUCGAUCGAGAAAUCCACUAGAAUUGAAACAAUUUUUGAUGACUCGAUUGUUAUAAAGAAUUCACAAGGAAAGAAAAAAGUUACUAAAACAAGUGCUGACUGUUCACCAAAUGAGAGAGAAGAAGUUGGUGAUGAAAUAACUGCAUACGAGAAGCUAAUGCUCUCAUUUGUAAAUGAAUCUCCAGUUCUGAAGAGAAAAGCUCGCAAGAGAAAUAGUAAUCAAGAGAAGAAUGAUGAGCAAUAUUUAAAUAAUCAUUUGAAGGAUGUAAAUGAAACUAAAAAUGGGAAAGAAGAGGAUGUCCAUGUAACUGAACUUGUACAAUCGGAUGAAGAAAGUGAUUCUGAUGAUAAUUCAAAUUCAAAUGAUAUGAAAGAAAGGUUAAUGUCUGAACCAUUUUCACAACAUUUUGAAGUUGAUAUUGAGGAUCACGUGAUUACAAAACUGGCUUCCAGACCAUCAAUCAAGGCCAUAAAAACAGAAAUUGACAAUGGAAUUGCCCUGCAUUAUCCAUCUAUUUCUGAAUCAACUAUUGAAAGUCCUGUAUGUAUUGGGUCUAAAACAACACUUGAAAAUUUUUGGGUAAAACCAAAACUCUGUGAAAACUGGAAAUCUUUAAAUCAGACUAUCAAAUCAGAUGAAAUAUUUACUCGGUUACAAAAGGAUUUAUUUCCUAUGUUAAAUUCCUAUCAGGAUUUAUAUUAUUGUUUAAGAGAUUUCAACAACAGUGAAGAAAUAAGAAGAAUGUACUGUCUUCAUGCCUUGAAUCAUAUAUUAAAAACAAGGUCAAAAAUCUUAAAAAACAAUGGUAAAAUUGCUCAAUCACAUAAAGAAAAAAAGGAAUUGCCAGGAGAGUUCAGAGAUCAAGGAUUAACACGACCAAAAGUCUUGAUCAUUGUGCCAUUUCGUGAUUCUGCAUUGAAGAUUGUGGAUAUAUUUAUCAAUUUGUUAGCUAUAGACGGAGAGUGUCAAGUUAUGAACAGAAGGAGAUUUUUUGAAAAAUUCAGCAAAAGUGAAGAAGGCAACGGUCCUCAGAAUAAGUCAGAUGAUUUUAAAAAGAUGUUUGAUGGCAACAGCGAUGAUUUUUUUCGUGUUGGUUUGACUAUUAUGCGGAAAACAAUAAAAUUAUAUGCAGAGUUUUACUCUGCUGAUAUCAUCAUUGCUUCCCCUGUUGGUUUAAGAUCAAUUAUAGGAGCUAAUGGAGAGAAAAGACGUGAUUAUGAUUUCCUAUCCUCAAUCGAAGUGCUUAUCAUGGACCAAGUUGAUGUUUUUCUAAUGCAAAACUGGGAACAUGUGCAGCAUAUCUUUGAACAUCUUCAUUUACAACCAAAGGACUCACAUGAUGUUGAUUUUUCCAGAGUCCGUAUGUGGAAUUUGAAUGGGUGGUCAAAAUACUACAGGCAAACUAUUCUCUUCAGUAGUUUUGCAAGUCCAGAGAUGAAUUUUAUCUUCAACAAGGAAUGCCUAAAUUAUGCUGGAAAGACUAAAGUUUUUCCUGAAAAUCAAGCUGGUUCUGUGUGUGAAGUAGUUGCUCAAAUUCCACAGGUAUAUCACAAAGUAAUUGUAGAAAAUCACAAAUGUCAAGCAGAAAAACGAUUUAUGUUCCUUGUAAAUAAGAUAUUUCCAGAUCUCAAAAGUGGCGGGGGAAUUUCAUCUCACACCGCUAUUUUUAUUUCAUCUUAUUUCGAUUUUGUGAGGAUAAGAAACUAUCUGAAGAAACAAGAAGUCAAUUUUCUCCAAUUGUCAGAAUACACCUCAAGAGCUAACAUCACAAAAAGUAGAAAUGAAUUUUUUCAAGGAAAAACUGCAUUGUUACUUUUCACUGAACGAUUCUACUUCUAUUACAGAUAUCGAAUCAGAGGAAUCAAAAACAUUGUUUUUUAUGAGCUACCUUCUUAUUCUCAAUUUUACCCAGAGAUUGUAAACUACAUGGACACAACUUUGAAAGAAAGAGAUAUUAAUGCAUCUAAUUGUACAGUGCUUUAUUCAAAGUUUGAUGUAAAUCGAUUAAGUGCUAUAGUAGGUACAUUGAGAUGCCAGAAGAUGAUUGCAUCUGAACAAAGUGUGCAUAUGUUUGUAAGCGGACAAUAAAAACUGUGCACUUUUGACAAGAAAA
Molecule: messenger RNA, 2427 nt
Organism: Xenia sp. Carnegie-2017
Lineage: Eukaryota; Metazoa; Cnidaria; Anthozoa; Malacalcyonacea; Xeniidae
Product: U3 small nucleolar RNA-associated protein 25 homolog
Exons: 20
Coding region: 180-2402 (740 amino acids)
Biological process (GO): maturation of SSU-rRNA from tricistronic rRNA transcript (SSU-rRNA, 5.8S rRNA, LSU-rRNA)
Cellular component (GO): nucleolus; small-subunit processome
Molecular function (GO): U3 snoRNA binding; rRNA binding
Source: RefSeq, a predicted model, not a curated record